Molecule: messenger RNA, 1187 nt
Organism: Cloeon dipterum
Lineage: Eukaryota; Metazoa; Arthropoda; Insecta; Ephemeroptera; Baetidae
Product: voltage-dependent anion-selective channel-like
Exons: 6
Coding region: 113-964 (283 amino acids)
Biological process (GO): monoatomic anion transmembrane transport
Cellular component (GO): mitochondrial outer membrane
Molecular function (GO): voltage-gated monoatomic anion channel activity
Source: RefSeq, a predicted model, not a curated record
CGCCCACUUUUAACUGCAGGACGUUCUCUCGGCACCAUCUUUGAUCACAAGAAGGUCGUCUGUGCGCCACUCUUCUACCGAAAACUUCGCUUUUAACCCAUAAUAUCAAAUAAUGGCUCCUCCCACUUAUGGUGAUCUUGGAAAGGCUGCCCGCGAUGUUUUCGGCAAGGGCUACCACUUCGGCGUCCUGAAACUCGACGUUAAGACCAAAACUCCCACCGGCAUCGAGUUCAGCUCAGGAGGCUCUCACAAUGUCGAGUCUGGCAAGGUUGUGGGAACCCUUGAGAGCAAGUACAAGAAGUCGGAGUAUGGAAUGACCUUCACUGAGAAGUGGAACACAGACAACGUCGUCGGUCUGGAAUGGUCGGUGCAGGACCAGCUGGCUAAAGGACUCAAGCUUUCAUUGGAGUCUAGUUUCGCCCCUCAGUCUGGCAAGAAGUCUGCCAAGGCUAAGACCGAAUACAAGCACGAAAUCCUUUCCUCCAACUUUGACGUCGACCUUGACACGGGAGCACCAGUCAUCCACGGUGCUUCAGUUUUCGGUUACAAUGGCUGGCUAGCCGGCUACCAAAUGUCUUUUGACACUGCCAAGUCAAAGUUGCUUAAAAACAACUUUGCCGUUGCAUAUGAAUGCAAGGACUUCGCGCUGCACACCACUGUAAAUGACGGCAACCAGUUCAACGGAUCCAUUUACCAGAAGGUUGAUAGCAACUUGGAAACUGGAAUUCAGCUUUCCUGGGCUGCUGGAUCGGCUAGCAACACCACCUUCGGAAUUGGCUGCAAGUACAACCUGGACAAGGACGCUUCUCUCCGUGCUAAGGUCAACAACAGCUUCCAGGUUGGCUUGGGCUACCAGCAGAAGCUGAGGGAUGGAGUGACCCUAACUCUUUCCACUCUCAUCGACGCCAAGAACUUCAAUCAGGGCAGCCACAAGGUUGGCUUGGGUUUGGAGCUGGAAGCUUAGGCAGUUUGAUGUUAAGAAAUCUCCUCCGAACGCAGCCUAAAUUUCAAAUCAGUCUGUAUGAGGGAAUUCAGCAAGAUUGACGCAAGUAUUAGGACACAAGAAAUCUCCCUUACAUCGUGUUUGUUGUGCCCUAAGUUAAGGAAUUAGCCCAACGAGGGGGAGAGUAAAAGAAAAGUUGUAGCCCUGCUGUUAAAUAAAUCAAUGCUUAAAACAUGUUAAAACA